CAGAGACAUUUUCAGAGACUUUUGAUCAACUGUUUUCUAAGAUUAAAUCUUCAAAACUGAAAGACAAUCUGAAGAACAAUCUGAAAGAAAACAUGUCAAGAAAAGGAAGGAGAAAAAUGGAAGUCUUUGAGCUGAUGGAAGGCCAUUAUUUAGUUGGAAAUCAGGGGAUCUAUAAAGUUCAGGAAUUCCUGGGACAAGGAAGUUUUGGAAAAGUGGCAAAAUGUACUAAAUUGGGGAGUCCAGAAUGUUACGCUAUUAAAAUCAUGAAAAGUUCCUGGGCAGGAGAGAGAGAGUUUAAAAUGAUGAAACUGAUCAAAGACCUGGAUCCUGAUGAGAACCACCUGAUUAAGAUGUACGAAUGGUUCCCAUUUCAAAAUAUGACUUGCAUAGUGUACGAGCUCUUGGACGUAAACCUUCAUGAUUCCUUGAUGAAUGAGGUGCAGCUGGUCCACUUGUGUUGGAUCAGAGUCAUUGCUCAGCAUUUGCUUAAGGCUCUCAAAGCACUCAAAAGUAUCGGUGUGGCACACUGUGACAUAAAAUUGGACAACAUUAUGUUUGCGGAACUAGACUCAGUGAAUGUAAAACUCAUAGACUUUGGUCUGGCUGUAGAGACAAAGAAACUUUCAACCGAAACCAAAAUCCAAGUAACUCCAUUCAGAGCACCUGAAGUUAUCCUUGGUCUGCCUUUGGAUGAAAGCGUUGACAUGUGGGCACUUGGCAUGGUGUUGGCCUCUGUUUACUUUGGAAAUUAUCCCUUUCCAUCUGAAACAGAAUAUGAAACAAUACGAGCUAUGGUGCAGAUAUUUGGUUUACCAGAAGCUGAAGUUCUCCAUAAGGCAAAGAACAAAGCAGCCUUUUUCACUAGGGACAACAGCAACUGGAGACUAUGCACACCAGAGGAAUACACAGAAACAACAGGGGAACAAGUGGAAAUAAAGAAUCAUGUGAUAAACCUUGAUGCAAUGAUGCAUGAACAUCGGGAUAUGUUUGAAGCCCAUGAUGAUGAUGACCACAGAGCUUUCAUUGACCUUCUUAAGAACAUGCUGGAAGUCAAUCCUCAAAACAGAAUCACGCCGAUUCAAGCCCUCGAACACGACUUCAUCACCAUGAAACACCUUGCAGGUAAAAGUAAGGCAAUGUAUGCUGGCACAGCUGAAGAGGCCAUGGGAAAGACCCCGCCGUCAGAAGCACAAGUAAAUCCCUCAGCAUCUUCUAGUUCAAGCAUGAGUGGAUCCUCUAAUAAAAGCCUCCAAUCAUCAAUGUCAGACCGGGAAACUGUAGACAUGAGUGACGUUUCUUCUGCUGAAAGUGAAGAUGAACAAUCAAGUGACUCCAGCCUUAACAGCUCAUCCUCUGACUCCUGUGAGAAACCUGUGUUCCAGGAAAAUUUGGAAAAGACUGAAGAUCUGCAGACAGACAAAGACAAAGCAAUAGAGUCAAGAAAAGGAAAGAGAAAAACUAAAGUCUUUAAGCUGAUGGAAGGCCAUUGUUUGGAUGGAAAUCAGGGGAUCUAUAAAGUUCAGGAAUUCCUGGGAAAUGGAAGCUUUGGAAACGUGGUUAAAUGUACGAAAUUGGGGAGUCAGGAAUGUUACGCUAUUAAAAUCAUGAAUUGUUCCAGAGCAGGACAGGAAGAGUUUGAAAUGAUGAAACUGAUCAAAGACCUGGAUCCUGAUGAGAACCACCUGAUUAAGAUGUUCGAAUGCUUUACAUUUCACAGUGUGACCUGUAUAGUAUACGAGCUCUUAGAUGUAAGCCUGUUUGACAGCUACAAGCGGGAUUCGUCUACUCGGACCCACUUGUGUUUGAUCAGAGUCAUUGCUCAGCAAUUGCUUAAGGCUCUCAAAGCACUGAAAAGUAUUGGUGUGGCACACUGUGACAUAACAUUGGACAACAUCAUGUUUACGGAUCCAGAUUCAGUGAAUGUAAAACUCAUAGACUUUGGUCUGGCUGUAGAGACAAAGAAACUUUCAACCGAAACCGAUAUCCAAGUAACUCCAUUCAGAGCACCUGAAGUUAUCCUGGGUCUCCCUUUGGAUGAAAGCGUUGACAUGUGGGCACUUGGCGUGGUGUUGGCCUGUGUUUACUUUGGAAAUUAUCCUUUUCCAUCAAAAACAGAAUAUGAAACAAUACGAGCUAUGGUGCAGAUAUUUGGUUUACCAGAAGCUGAAGUUCUCCAUAAGGCAAAGAACAAAGCAGCCUUUUUCACUAGGGACAACAGCGACUGGAGACUAUGCACACCAGAGGAAUACACAGAAACAACAGGGCAACAAGUGGAAAUAAAGAAUCAUGUGAUAAACCUUGAUGCAAUGAUUCAUGAACAUCGGGAUAUGUUUGAAGCCCAUGAUGAUGAUGACCACAGAGCUUUCAUUGACCUUCUUAAGAACAUGCUGGAAGUCAAUCCUCAAAACAGAAUCACGCCGAUUCAAGCCCUCGAACACGACUUCAUCACCAUGAAACACCUUGCAGGAAAAAGUAAGGCCGUGUACGCUGGCAAAGCUGAAGAGGCCAUGGGAAAAACCCAGCCGUCAGAAGCACAAGUAAAUCCCUCAGCAUCUUCUAGUUCAAGCAUGAGUGGAUCCUCCAAUAAAAGCCUCAAAUCAUCAGACGUGGAAAUUGUAGACGUGAGUGAAGUUCCGACUGCUGGAAGUGAAAAUGAACAAUCAAGUGACUCCAGCGAUAGCCCCUCAUCCUGGGAAACCUUUAGUGAAAGCCUGGAAUCACUGGUGUUAGAUGGUGAAAUUGUAGACAUGAUUGAAGUUCUUUCUACUAGAAGUGAAGAUGAACAUUCAAGUCACUCCAGCCUUAACAGCUCAUCUUCUGACUCCUGUGAGAAACCCGUGUUCCAGGACAAUUUGGAAAAGACUGAAGAUCUGCAGACAGACAAAGACAAAGCAAAAGAGUCAAGUGGAAGAAAAAAAGACAACAAAUCUUGUGGUGUAAAGAAAGGCCAAUUACUAGUGGGAAAUUUGGGAACUUAUAGAGUUGAGAAAUUUCUGGGGGAGGGGACUUAUGGCACCAAAUGUAGUAAAUUGGGAAGUCAGGAAAUGUUUGCCAUUAAAAUCCUUGAAGAUGUCAAUAAAGGCAAGGAAGAGUCGGAAGCAAUGAAACUAAUCGAAGAUUUGGAUCCCGAUGAGAACAACUUAAUCAAGUUUUACGAGUGCUUCUCAUAUAAAAAUGUGGUUUGCCUGGUGUACGACAUCUUGGAUGAAUGCUUGUGUGAUUGUUUAGAGGACGAUGAUCCCACAGAUCUAUGUAACAUCAGAGCUAUUGCUCUGCAGAUGUUUCAGGCUCUCCAUGCUCUCAAAAGCGUCGGUGUGGUACACGGGGAUAUCAAAUUGGACAACAUUAUGUUUGCUGAAGAAGAAUCUUUGAGGAUAAAACUAAUAGAUUUUGGUUUUGCAAUGAAGGCAAAGAAUUUACUGAAAGGAACCAAUAUUCAAGUAACACCAUUCAGAGCACCUGAAGUUCUGCUGGGGCUCCCCUUGGAUGAAAGUAUUGAUAUGUGGGGACUUGGAGUUGUACUUGCCUCUUUGUACUACGGAAAUUAUCCCUUUCCAUGUGAAACUGAAUAUGAAACCAUCAGAGCAAUGGUGCAGAUAUUUGGUUUACCGGAAGAAGACCUUCUUAAUGCAGGAGAUUUCACAGAAGGCUUUUUCACUUGGGAUGAUGACGGCAGUAAUUCAGGCUGGAGGCUUCUGACACCUGAUGAAUACACUCAAGACACAGGAGAAGAGCUGGAAGAUGUGGAUCAUUUCAUGGAUCUUGAUCAAAUGACUGAGAUUCAGAAAGAUCUUCAUGAAGACCAUGAUGACGAUGACCACAGGGCUUUCAUUGACCUUCUCAAGCGCAUGCUGGAGGUCAAUCCUCAACGCAGAAUCACACCAAGUCAAGCCCUGGAACACGACUUCAUCACCAUGAAGCACCUUGCAGGGAAAAAAAAAGCCAAGUAUGUUGCCAAAGCUAAAGACCUCAUGGGACAGAUCCAGCUGGAGGAAAAGAAAAAAAAGACAUAA
Molecule: messenger RNA, 4013 nt
Organism: Oryzias latipes (Japanese medaka)
Lineage: Eukaryota; Metazoa; Chordata; Actinopteri; Beloniformes; Adrianichthyidae
Source: RefSeq, a predicted model, not a curated record